Molecule: messenger RNA, 1014 nt
Organism: Aspergillus tanneri
Lineage: Eukaryota; Fungi; Ascomycota; Eurotiomycetes; Eurotiales; Aspergillaceae
Product: DUF2011 domain-containing protein
Exons: 4
Coding region: 1-1014 (337 amino acids)
Source: RefSeq, a predicted model, not a curated record
AUGGAUGCCCAGUUCGGAGCAGCAGUGAUGCACCAACCGGUGAUGCUGGAAGGGUUGGAAGAAAGUUUGCUUUUUGCAUUGGCUGAUUCCGAAGAUCGCCUCCAAGUCGGCAGCAUGUUUGACCUGCCGAGCGCAAAACGUGUUCGUCGCGAACAACUUCUUUCCCGUGAUUCCUCAUCCCCAUCUCCAUCACCACCACCAGAAUCAGCUCUUUCCGAAGCCCAUCAACGCCUCGGCGAAUUACUGAACCUCGACACAUUCGUCGCCCCCGUUGAUCUUACCCCAUCGCAGCCCGACCAGGACGAAGAAGAGGAGCAAGAAUUCGAGUUCCGACUGUUCAGUGCGCCAGCAAAGACACAAAAACAUGAUGCAUCACAAGCACAAACACAAGCGACGAGCUCAAAGGGCACCAACGGGGAUCAAACCCACGUGACUCAAAAGUUGCGGAUUCGGUUACGGUCUCCGACGCCCGGAGUGGGAGGGAUCGAGGACGGAGGAUUUGUGAAUCCAUUUCGUGGAUGGGGAUAUUACUUUUCUACGCCGACGUUGUUCGGGACUGGAGGGAAUGAGGAUCCCCAGCUGGCGGUGAAACGGAAACAGUUUGCUGAUGUGGCUGUCUCGGGACAUGAUAUGUUAACCCGGGCUACGGUUUCUUGGCCUGGUUGUCAUCUACCUUGGCGCGUGGUACGGCUGAAACGACAACAUACGAAGCUUCCUCGAGGAUCGGAGGAUACUACAAUUGUUGCGAGUAAUGUGGAGAGUCAAGACAGGUCCCCCAAAUCACGUACGAAGCCGGGAAAAAAGCGACGCCUUCAACUUCGCAAGCGCGUUAAGGCUGCGGAGCAGGCCAACGAAACGGAGGCGGAGAAACGGAAUCGCAAGAACCGGGAAAGGAAGAUUAAACGGAGGCAGAAGGCGCGGGAAAUGAAAGCUGCUGCUGCUGCGGGUCAGGCUCCGGAUGUUUCCUCUGUCGGGUUGGCUGAAGAUGUGCCUUCGCAGAAUGGAGGUAAUUAG